Sparassis crispa is the source of this 1788-nucleotide messenger RNA. RefSeq lists its product with no specific name. Bases 1 to 1788 code for a protein of 595 amino acids. The record is from RefSeq and is a predicted model, not a curated record. The transcript has 3 exons. Lineage: Eukaryota; Fungi; Basidiomycota; Agaricomycetes; Polyporales; Sparassidaceae.
AUGCUCAUCCCGUUCAUAAUUGCAUUGGUUCUUCCUGUCUGUGUGCUGACCACACAGCAUGCCCUUUCUGUCCCAGGACCCGUCGAUAACUCCACUGCGCCAUUUAUUUUCAACUCGCUAGCGUCUCUCUUGGCGCAAUGGCCUAACACGUACCAUGCUAAUGGCCAUACGAUUAUUACUGGAGUACUGGAGCCAUUCACACUUCUGUACCAUGCCAGGAAGGAUGCCAAUCUUCCACCAUCUCCGGAGUGGUUCGCGUUCGAUGCCGAGAUGAGCUACGGAAUCAUGGCCGGACGUGGCGGACAGACGUAUAUGCUCACGUACAGGAACAUACGUCCCAUGAAGAUCGUCUAUUUUGACGGAAUGAGCGCGUCGCUGAGUGGUACAGGUUGGCUCGACACCCAGGAAGUCCUUAUCGCUGGUAAAGGCCAGAACGGAGAGCCGGAUAGCAUUGUCUGGUGGGACGAAUACACUCGCGCAGACAAGCUGUGCAAGUGGGCUAUUCCGCGUGGCGUGGAAGGCAUCGUGCGGAUGAACGCCGGCUUUGAGGUGCUGUGGUGCGACUUCAAUUCGCCGGCGAUACAACUUGUAAGCCACCUGAACAUCACACCUCCGGGGACGCCUCCCUCUACUCCUUGGGUCCCUCCUGCUCCUGCUCCUGGCCCUGGCCCUGACAGACCCGGCCGCGAACCCGGAACAGGUCGUGGUGGACCAGGUUCGGAUCGACGACGCCCUGGAGGACCAUGGGGACAGCUACCUCCCCUAUCUCUUUCAGCAUCCAACGAAUGGCUCCGUGCAGCGAACCAUCGCUCUGUCUUCCCGCAGCCGCACGUAUCACUCGACUAUUCGACCUUCGUGACAUUCUACCAUCCGCGCCUGCACAGCUUGGUACCAUCGCGGGUGGGACAGCACAUGCGGCAGCACCGCAUCUGGCCGAACGUGUCAGAAGCUGAUGCACACUCUGUAAUCCACGAGUUAGACGAGGUGCUGCGGCGCCCAGGGUGGAGGAAUGGCUGGCCAUUCGGCACGGGAAUGGACUGGGCUGCGCUCGCGCGGGAUAUCGUUGAGGAGUGGGCGGACAGGAUUGACCAGCUGCACGAGUUCCUCGGAAAUACGACGGCUGAGAUGGAUGGCGGGCAUUGGCAGACAUCAAAUACAACGCAGGCACUUGCAACGGUCCGCCGGCUGGCUUACAGUCCACUGAAUCCGUACAUGGACACAGGUUCAGCACCGAAUGUAUCCGCAUGGACACUCUUUUUCGAGAUGAAGUUGUCUCCAUCGUCACUACUAUUUCCACACCGGCCUCUUCCUUACAGGGUCAACACGACAGCACUUCAGCGCUGUACAUACAGCUCGACGGGUUUCCUCCAUUAUAAUCCACAUCUUCGUAUGACAUCUCAGGAGGAGCUUCUGCUGAUCAGCAUCGAGACCAUACAGGAGCGAUUAUGUACUGAUUUUGGCACGCUUUUCGUGGAAAGCAUGGGUGCCGACGAUAAACUGGAACUCGAGGAGGCGCAAGUAUUUUUGCAGAACUGGGAGACGAGAAUUGCCGCACUUAUGGACUGGCUGGACUGGACAGAGUGGAUGCGGUGCGAGGAAGUCUGCCCGCGGGAUAGCGUCUGUACGAUGCCCCUGUGGCCUGUUGUAAGGUGGGGUAAUUGGCCUCGUGGAAAUUCAACCAAUGAAGACGACCCGUCCUCUUGGAAGCCCCAGUGCGUGAGCUUGGUUCCUAUGGAGCGCUGGCCCGGUCCGGGUCGGCGAGAUACUUGGGAUGACUUGUACAGGUAG